AUGACGUUCGUUCACCUGAGAAAUGACGAUGACGACGCAAACAGCAGAAAACUUAUUUCUUUCUUACUUUUUCUUUUUGGCUUCGGUAAUAUCCUUCAUUUUUUUUUUCUUUUUGGCUUCGGUAAUAUCCUUCAUUUUUUUUUUCUUUUUGGCUUCGGUAAUAUCCUUCAUUUUUUUUUUCUUUUUGGCUUCGGUAGUAUCCUUCUUUUUUUCCGUCUUUCUUUCUUUUCUUUUUAUUAUAAUUGUUCUUCCUUUUUAUUUUUUCUUUAUUGUUCAUUCUCUUUUAUGUUCUUUCUUUCUUUAUCUUUCAUAUUCUUUUUUUCUUUUAUUCUUUCUUUUAUUGAUCUUUAUGUAUCUGUAUUAUUUCUUUCUUUUUCUCUUUCUUUAUUUUCUUUUUUCCUUUUUACAUUUUCUUUUUUUCUUUUUUUUCAUUCAUCUUUCGUUUUAUUCUCCUUCCUUCUUGUUUCUCCUGUUUCCUUCAAACGCUAUCUUUCAUUUUCUUUUUCCUUUAAGUUCUUCCAUCUAUUUUUCCCCUCAGACUUUACCUUUCAUCUUUUUCAUGUUCAAAUACUUUCUUUCACCUUUACAAAUUCUUUCUUUAAUCUUUCUUUAUUCCUUCAAAUUCUUUCAUUUUUUUUCUUCCGUUUAUUUUUUCAGUUUACUUCUUUUUCAUCUUUCUUUCUUUCUUUCUUUCUUUCUCCACAAACAUUGACGCUUCUUUUUCUAGUCAUUAUCUAUCUAUCUAUCUAUCUAUCUAUAUAUCUAUCUAUCUAUCUCAUGUCCAUUAUCUAUCUAUAUAUAUAUAUAUAUCAGUCUAGUCAUUAUCUAUCUAUCUAUCUAUCUAUCUAUCUAUCUAUCUCAUGUCCAUUAUUUAUCUAUGUACCUAGUUAG
This is a messenger RNA of Acanthosepion pharaonis, 891 nucleotides long. Lineage: Eukaryota; Metazoa; Mollusca; Cephalopoda; Sepiida; Sepiidae. The record is from the annotation of a GenBank genome assembly.